Onychomys torridus (southern grasshopper mouse) is the source of this 1210-nucleotide messenger RNA. RefSeq names its product aurora kinase A and ninein interacting protein (gene Aunip). Gene Ontology annotation, biological process: spindle organization. The record is from RefSeq and is a predicted model, not a curated record. Bases 38 to 1075 code for a protein of 345 amino acids. NCBI's taxonomy places the organism in Eukaryota, Metazoa, Chordata, Mammalia, Rodentia, Cricetidae. The transcript has 3 exons. Gene Ontology annotation, cellular component: centrosome; spindle pole.
CAACGGCGGCUGCGGAGGCGCGCGGUUCGCGGCCGUCAUGAGACGUAGAAGGCCCGAGAAGGAGGAGAAGGAGGCGUGUGGCGUGUGGCUGGACGCGGCGGCGCUGAAGAGGCGGAAGGUGCAGACACAUUUAAUCAAACCAGGCACCAAAAUGCUGACCUUGCUUCCUGGAGAGAGAAUACCUAAUAUUUCUUUUACUCAAAGAAGAGUCACUCGGCAGAUCAGUAUUUCGUCCUUUGUCACUUUGCAACCAGGAAUGGCGAAUGAUAGUAACCGGAAGAGCAUUUUAUCUCUCAAAGAAAAUCAGAUCAACCAAGAAUGCAAGAGAACCCAGCCAGACUGUUUGGUCCAGAGAUUGGGGGGUGAUGGUUUGGUUUCACCUUUGGCCACUUCAACUCAUGCAGACAUCCAGGAAGCUGGACACCCUCCUCCAUCUUCCCAGAUUUCUAGGCACCACAGUUUGGAAACACCGUCUUUGACUAUGGUGUCUUUGCCCCAGCCUGAUGUCCUGAUGGGUGCUGGAUCAAGUGAAGCCUCCCUGGCUCCUUCCUCUACCCAGUCUGUGGAAAGUUCUUGUUUGCUGGACCAGAGAGAGGCCAGGAGGACAAGGGAGUGGAUUCACGGAUCUAAGACAAACUGUCCAGGCAUGGGAAACCACAUCAGACCAUCUAGGGGUAAAUGCUGUCAGCCCUUGGACAAAGCUGAACUGGGAGAAAAGGGGCCUGCCAAGGAAAACAGGCAGGCCCCCGUGCCUCUUCAAACCUGGAGUAGGAAAAAACCACUCUCAGGGACAGGAAGCCCUCGUCUUCUUUCUGUAUUUUCCUGGAACAGUGAACAGAGUGACAAGGACUCCUGGAGUCAGCUUUUCACUGAGGAUUCCCAAGGCCAGCAGGUCAUUGCCCACAACACUAAAAUGCCCUUUCAGGAUGUAACCAAUGUUAGGAAUCAAGGCUGCUCAGAGCAGUUUCCUGACAGCCCUCAGGCUCAGUGCCAAGAUGGGCCUCCUGGGUUACACCUGCAGCCAAACCUGCUCUUUACCCAGGACUCUGAAGGUAAUCAGGUUAUCAGACACUAGUUCUGAAUGUUUGGGUGUAUCUUGAAGUGGCAGAGAUGGAGGGAAGUAGGGUGGGGCUGGGUAAAGAGGAUGGUUUAGGUGAGAGACCAUGUGGGAUGAAGCAAUUGUCAUUCUGGAGCAUUGUUCUCAUGUAAA